AUGCGAGUCACCGUAGUAUUUUCUGCUGGGUUGUGCUGUGCUGUGCUUGGCUUCUCCCUGACCACCGGGGCCGCAUCUGUCUGGUGCGGAUGGUACCGUGCUGAACCCGCGCUGUCGCAGGCCGUGAAAGAUCUGGAGGCGACGGUCAAAGCGUGCACUCGUGAGUCCAAAGGGUGGUUCGAGCUUCUUUGGUAUUUCGCGUUGGCGUCGGUUACAGUCGUCAUCCCGAGGUUACAGUCGUCACAGUCGCCACGGAUGCCUUUCGGUCAGUUCUUUCGGUUGCUACUAUCUUGCCCUAGCAGCAGCUUCAAUCGCGUGUGGUUCGUCUUUCCCCCACGCUACUCGCGACAAAAUGCGGAGGCCCUGCAGGCCGUACAAGGUUUCCAGGACCAGCUCAAUAAGGCCACAGUGGAGAUCACCAAGCUCCGGAACGAGAAGGAGGACCUUACAGCGGAGCUGGAGCAAGCCAACAGCACAUCGUGUGUGCCAUGUGUGCCCUGCCGCGGGCCGGCGGGUCCCACGGAAAGCCCGCGCACCAGCGAAAACCUGAGCAGCAUGCUGCUGGAAGCUGACCGCAAGAAAGCGGCGAUUCAGGUGUGCUAUUGGGCUGGGGUGCGGUGCUUGGAAAGGGCCUUCCCAUUUAGCACAAGCAGGACAUCACGGAAUCCACAGGCUGAUGGGACGAGUUAUGUACCAGAGAGGACCCACGGGCGCAUCUCAGGAUUAUUCAAUGGCAUGGAAGUAUUUCAAGCGAUCUUUCUGAAAUUGAAUAAGUACGCAUAUUGUGAUCAACGAUAUUGCUCAGCAGACAACUUCUCCAGGACAAAGAAGCCAAAAGAAUUGCGCAACAUGCUCCAGUUUUCCCGGCUACAAGGUAGCACCACAUGA
This is a messenger RNA of Volvox carteri f. nagariensis, 888 nucleotides long. RefSeq lists its product as uncharacterized. The transcript is spliced from 9 exons. The record is from RefSeq and is a predicted model, not a curated record. Lineage: Eukaryota; Viridiplantae; Chlorophyta; Chlorophyceae; Chlamydomonadales; Volvocaceae. Bases 1 to 888 code for a protein of 295 amino acids.